AGCACAUUUCUUUGCUCGGCGGGGUAUCCGAUCCCUGGACGGACAUGCCCAAGCGCCCAAGCGGUGGCCGUGGUAGCACAUGGCAGGCUCUGCCGCGGGCGAGCCGCCCAGACCACUUGACCGCCCUGCCAGUGCUGCUACGGCGGGUGUGCGGGUCUACAAGUACCGCGAGCUCGGGGAGGAGCGCGUGGCGGAGUUCGACGACGCCCACCUGGCGUGGAGCGGAACUUUCGAUUCGAGCUCCUCGUCAGGGCACAGCGAGUAUCGCGACAGGCUGCGGGCAAUUCAGCUGCGGAAGACUGGCUGGAGCAAGGCUCAGAUCGCUGCGGACCUGGGGCGCCCAGAAAAGUUUGUGGCCAGAUGGUGGCAGAUGGAGCCGCUGGCGGUGCCGCGUCCGCCUGGCGUGCACCAGUACCUCGCGCACGGCAUGGCCGAGGGAAAGCAAGUCGACAGGACCGACAUGUGGCGCGGGGUAGAAGUAAUGCGGGCUUUCUUCAAGGACGUAGCAGGCCUCUACGAGGAGGUGGUGUCCACUUUCAGCGGCUGGAAGCAGUCUGCUUCUGAGACGAAGGACUUUCGCACCGCCUCGUACUUCCUGAGAUACGACAGGGAGGGCAAGAUGCGAAUGAUGAGCAUGAGGUCCUGUGGGUACGAGCCCAACGUCGUCUCGAGACUGGAUGCCUUGGUACAGAAGAUUCAUCGCAAGGUCGGCAUAUCGGACCCUAGCCAUGGUGCGGGCAUGUAUUGGUUCUCUGACGGCGACGCGAGUGUGGGGAGCCACCGCCAUGUUUUCUGGAGCGCGCGGGUUGCUCUGGGUGCUGAGCGAAUCAUGAUGGUCGACACUACGCCCAUCCUCAUGCAGGAGGGCGACCUUGUCAUCAUCGGCCCCCAGCGCCACGGUGUGCCGCCUAUGCCCGAGGUCGCUGGUGGCAGCCUGCGCAUCUCGGUGCCGUUCCGGCCGCAGCCCAGGGACGGCGGACAGGUGGAGGCCGGCCCGACGACCGAGCCCGAGGGCGAGCCCCGCGACGAGGGCGGCUGGCAGGGCGGCUGGGGCGGCGGUGGCCGCUGGGAGGCGGACGAGGGCGGUGGCUGGGAGGGCGACGAGGCCGGCCCUGGUUGGGGUGCGCGCGGUGACGGCGAGCCCUGGCACGACGGCCUGGAGGCCUCGGCCUUGCAGCUGCAGGCGCUGGGCUUCGAGCCGGGCGCCGCGGCGGCCGCGCUGCGCGCCUGCGGCGGGGAGGUGGAGCGGGCCGCGGACCUGCUGCUCGAGAGCGGCGCGGCCGGCGGGGAGGCGGAGGGGCUUGUGGCGCUCCUGGGCGGGGCCGCCGCCGAGGAUGGAGGCGAGGGUAGCAGCGGCGACGAGGCGCUGGCGCGGCGGCUGCAGGCUCAGGAGCUGCAGGGCGACCGCGAGGACCAGCAGCUGCUGGAGGAGGAGUUCGCCGAGUACGAGCGAGUCAUCGACGCCGACGAGGCCGAGCGCUCGUGGGACGGGUACGGGGAUCUGAUGCACAACGCGGUCAGGCGUGCAAGCCUGAGCCUGGACACGCUGGGCCCUCAAACUGUCUAUUCACUUAGCGCCACCGCACGCACAGAAAAGCAAUUCUUCGAGCUGCUGUCGCUGCAUUUGGUCAAGGUCUUGUACGACUUUCGGCCAACGGACUACCGCGACGAGGUCCAGAGCCAGCAACCCUUCUUUGAGAUUCGGGCGCUGAAGCACCUCUGCAGGCAGCGGGGGGUGCACUACCGACACGUGGCAGUGGGCCGCGAGACUGCCUUCGGCGUGCUGAGGCACCUGCAGAGCGACGAAGUGCAGCACGUGCUCGUGGAGCUCGUAUGGCGGGCCAAGCACUCCGGCCGAACGGCCUUUCUCGGCAGCGAGGAAGACUGGCGCGCCGACGGCGUGCGGCUUGCGGUCGGCGAAGAGCUGUCCAGGCAUGGCCACGUUGUCGAGCAUGAGGACAACAGCGGGGCGCUCGAGAGGCACGACUGGGGCAGGGAGCUGCCAGGCUUCCUGCUGCAGGAGGAGGCGCGGCUGCGGAAGCUGGACGCGCAGCGUCGGGCGGGUGAACUGCAGCGGCCCGAGAAGUCCGCGGCGGACCGCAGCACCGAGGCCGUGGCGCGCGCGCUGGCGGUGGAGAAGACGCGGGUGGACGUGUCGGCCGAGCUGCGCGACGCGGAGAGCCAGACGGACCUGAUACGGGCACAGAGGCGCAUGGUGCGGCUGCAGGCCGCCGCCGACAAGCAGGAACAGGGCCUGGGCAAGAAGGCGUUGGUGGCCGUCCCCGGCCACGUCCAGCGCGAGGCAGCCCGGCUCCGCGAGCACGCCGAGGCCAAGAAGGCGGAGAAGGCCAAGCCUGACGCGGCCGGGAACGUGCCCGAGACGAGCGGCGGCGCGAGCUCCUCUUGCCCGCGGCCCGCCUGGCCGGCCGCGGCGAGCGGCCCGGCGGACGCCCGCCCCGCCCGCCUAGGCCGCUGCGACGCCGUGGGCGCGCUGGCGCCGCAGGGCGGCGCGCUGCUGGUGCCGCAGGGCGGCGCGCUGCUGGCGCCGCUGGCCGACGGGCCGCCCGCCGGGCACGCGGCGGCGGCUGCGGCCGCGCGCAGCGGCGUGCCGCAGCGGCUGCUGGAGCCCCGGCGCGCCGCGGGGCGGUGGGGCCUCCGCGCGGUGACGGCCGAGCGCGCGGAGGCGGCGGAGGACGGCGGCGGUGGCUCUGCCGAGGAUCCGCCGCUGCCGCCCAGCCCAGCAGAGGCCCGUGGGGCGGGCGGCCUGGCGGAGUUGGGCGGCCGCGCCGCGGAGGGGCGCGCGGCGGCGGCGGAGGGCGGCGGCCAGCAGCCCGCCGCCCGAGGGGAAGAGCCGGCGCGGCACAGCCCCGCGCGAGCUGCGCCUCCUGCCGGCCGCUGGGCCGCGCGCCGCGCCGGUGGGAGCAAGAAGGACCUCAUGCUCCUCGCGGCCCCCCUUGCCUUGCCGCUCCUUGGAGCGCUGCUCGACCUCUUUUGUCCUGACUGCGGCCCGCCCGCGCUCGCGGAGGCGGCGCGCCUGCUAGGGGUGCUCGGGGAGGGGAGGGGCAUCUCCACGCCGAUGGAGGCGCCUACGCCGCAGACGCACCGCGGCGGGGGUACGCCCGCCGCGGGGGGGGGAGGCGCCAGCCGGACCGGCCGGUUCGGCGGGGCGCUCCCCCGGGAGCGGAAGGCGUUCUACGAGAUGCUGGGGGUGACCUUCGGUAUGGUGGAGGCGCUCUUCGGGGCGCUGGAGGCGGCGCUGCAGGCGCUGGCGGUAGCUUCCGUCGCCCUCAUCGUCGCUGGCUGCCUCCCCCUCGCCGGGGCCGUCGCCGACUUCGUCGCUGGCGCCGCCGACGCCUCCUACGACGUCACCCGUGGCGUCUACCCCGCGGACGCCGGGGCGCUCCUGACUGCAGGGGCCGCCUUCUGCGCCCGAGCCGCCGGCGUCGCCGCCCCCAUCGCCUGCGCAGGCUUGGAGGCGAUCCCCGGGAUGCGGCCGCGCCCGCAGCAGAGACCCCCGGGGGAGAUGGAGGUGAUCUUCGGCAUGCUGGAGGCGAUCAUCUGGACGCCCCCCGGCACGCCCAUUGUAGCGCCGACGGCCUUCAGGACGAUGGCGCUUCCCGUGGAGCUGGCGAUCCUCCGGCUGCCGGCGAUCCACGUGACGCUGGCGACCACCGGGCCGACCUACCAGGCCGACUCCGGCAGCCCAGGCGCCGAUUCCGGGUCCGGGGGCAGCGCGUGGGCCGGAUCGGACCUGCUCGUCGUCAACCGCCUCCCCCUCGUCGUCCCCGCCACUGUCGGCACUAUCGCCGUGGUCGAGAACAUCUCGGACAGCGCCCCCGCCCUCGGCCCCGCCGCCCUGGCCCGCAUGGCAACGACCCCGGCGCUGGUCGUCCCCGUGCUCACGGAGGGCUACCUGCAGCUGAAGCCACCUACGGUGGAAGCGAUCCCGACGUUGGCGCCGACUGGGGCACCAGGACCCUCUGGGUACAUCACGCUGGAGGCGGCCUUCGGGACGCUGGAGGCCGACGCUGACGCUGACGCCGACGAUGACGCGGACGCAGACGCUGACGCUGACGCUGCGCCGCCGGCGGCCGCGAUGGAGACCUUCCCCCUGGACGACACCGAUGACGAGGCGUUGGAGCAGGAGGGCCGCUUGGAGGAAGCCGGGGAUGCGGCGUGCUGCCCAUCCGGCUCCCCCGGCCCGCUUCUGCAGUACGAGUGGCUCGCGAAGCAUCGCGUCAAGGCCAGCUUCUACGUGGGCGGCGUCAACCGCCCCACCUCCCCGCGACCAUCUUCCUCAAUGCCGCGGAGCCCCAGCCCGGGGAGCUGCCCCGACGAUGGCGGCUCCUCCACGCGGGCGCCGGAUAGCCCCGACGGCGGCGGCGCCCGCGGCGGCGCCGCGGCGGGCCGCCACGUGCCCUUCCUGGACCUUGCGGACUUCGACGAGGGGGAGGGCCCUGGGGAGGGAUGCGCCCCGGUCGGCGAGUCCUUCCGGCCGCCCGAGCUGAUGGACCUGCGCCCCUACCGCGCCACUACGGUGGACCCCUGGUGCGUGGGCUGGAACACGUUCUACCCGCUGGCGGCGCAGCCGCUCUUCCUGAGCGCCGACCCCGACGGUGGGGUGCCCGCGGACUUCCGCGGCAUGGUUGGCAAGUCCUUCCGGCCGCCCGAGCUGAUGGACCUGCGCCCCUACCGCGCCGCCACGGUGGACUCCUGGUGCCUGGGCUGGAGCACGCUCUACCUGCUGGUGGCGCAGCCGCUCUUCCUGAGCGCCGACCCCAAGCAGCAGGACCCAGACUGGCUCCUUUUCUCGCGUGGCAACUAUGGCGCCCUGCGGCAGCAGAAGAACUGCGUCUGCUCGCAGAUGGCGCUGGACUUCAUCCUGAGGCCCAUGAGCCUGGACCCCUCCAAGCGCAUGUCGAUCGCAGACGCCCUCGGGCACGCCGGGCGCGCGGACCCGCGCUUCGGUCCGUGCCUCCUGCCCGCGGUGGUCCUGCCCGAGGCCACCCGCGGCGGCCAGGAGGGAACCGCGGACGACCAGGCCGCGCCCGGCUUCGUCGCGGCGCUUGGCGUGGCGCCGUCAGCGGUCAGAGAGGCCGCCACCGCCGGCGGAGCUCCUGGUGCGUGGCCGCUUCCGAGCUCGGGCAUGCAGCCGAGCGCUGUCGCUGGAGAGGCCGCCGUGCCCUACUCCACCUCGAGGCAGGCCCACGGGGGCCCCGCCCUGCCCCCGCGGAAGCCCUUGGACGACGCCCUGGCCGGAGACGAGCUUCACGGAGAUGAUCGGGCCGAGUAUGCCAGCGCUGACGGGCGCAUCCGCUACGGCGCCGACGACGGCUUUGGUAUCGGCAGCCCCUCUGACGGCCUCGCCCCCACGGGUGCCGACGGGGUCUGGCGGAAGGGGGGAUCGCGCGCCGCCUACGCCAACGUCAGCACCAACACCGGCAUCGGCGCUGGCCCUUCGAAGGGAGGCGGAGGGGCAUGGCCCACCGACGCCACCUACGCCAAGGUGGCCACCGACCUCCACGCCUCCGACACCAGCGCGGACCUCGCUCCCGACGGUGGCAGGGCAGAGCACAUCGCAGACUGGCAGCGGCGGUUCAGCAGCACCGCCAGGAUACCUCAGGUCACGCCCCCGUUCGACGGGCUGGCUUCGUCGUCGACUGGCUCCCCGGUAGGCUACCCCUUCGAAGAGGCGACACCCGGUGGAGGGAAGAGGGCCACGGCCUGCGACGCCCUGGCUCCAGCCGAGGCUCCAGGCACCGACGGCGACCGCCCCUGGAGCGGGCUGCCCGCACUGCCUGCGGCGGCGAGCUUGCCCGCCCUGCCUCGGGACCCGCCUGCGUCGCCUCCAUCGCUUCCGGACUUGCCUACGCCGCCUCCCGACUCGCCUGGGCGCCCCGCCUGCCUCCCGACUCACCGGCACGGCCUGCCUGCGCUGCCUGCACGGCCUCCGGGCGGGGAAGAGGGGAGAGGCGUCCCGGCCAGGGGAGGGCCCUGGCAGGCUGGGCGCCAGGCGCAGGCCGAGCGCCGGGCGGAGGACGGGGGGGAGGACACGUCCGACGCCAGCAUUGGCUUCUGCACCGACCCCCCCGAGCACGGCGACGACGACGAGGAGGCGGAAGACGCAGGGGGCACCGACGCCAGCAGGGAGUACAGCACCGACCCCAUGGAGCACAGCGACGACGAGGAAAUGGCCAGCCUCGAAGUCCGCGCCCGCGGGUGCCUGGCCGAGCCCCGCGAGACCCCCGCCGCCGGCGCCGGCUCAGGGGCCGAGCGAGCGCAGGAGACAGCAGCAUGGCCCGCCCUGAGGAGCUGGAGUGCCAAUGCCUGGAGCGUGCUGGUGGAGGUCUUGGCUGGGCUCGUGGGGGAGAGCGUCCAGGUCUUCGUGGGGAUUCUGACGGGGAUCGCGGAGGAAGUCGCCCUGGAGAUUGUGGCCCGGGUCGCGGCGCCGAUCGCCGUGGAAAUUUUGGCUUGGAUCGAGGCGACCCGCGGGGCGCUGGAGGAGAUGGUCAUCGGGACUAUGGAGGUGGUCUUCGGGACGCUGGAGGCGAUCAUCGGGGCGCUCUUCGGAGCGCUGGAGGUGAUCUUCGGGGCGCCGGCGAGCUUCGGGGCGCCCCUCGGAACGACGGCGAUCUUCGGGACGCCGGCGAUCUUCGUGACGCUGGCGAUCUUCGGGACGAUUGCGACCUUCGGGGUGCUGGCGUUCGCCGGGGCGUCGCUGGAGGGUAGUACUUGGACGCUCCCCAGCGCGCUGGAGGCGAGUUCCGGGAUGCGGACGUGCCUCCAUCACCGCCGAUAG
Prorocentrum cordatum is the source of this 6799-nucleotide messenger RNA. Lineage: Eukaryota; Dinophyceae; Prorocentrales; Prorocentraceae. The record is from the annotation of a GenBank genome assembly.